AUGGACCCAACCCCAAUAAGCACCCCCGGUGGACCCGACAGGAGUAGCCUAGCAGACCUCUACGCCCGCCUGCGGGUUGUCAACGAAAGCAUCAAAGAUGCGACCGGUAUGGUCUUCGCAUGCACCUCCAAUAUGAGAUAUGCCAAGCAUCAGCAUGACACGCCCGAGAAACAACUGCUCGCGCAGGCCACUACACUCAAGAGGCAUCUCGAGGGAGAGCAGAAACUGCUGCGGGAGAGUAUCGACAAACACCCCAAAUCGAGAAUGGGCACUACGAAUAUAUGCGAUAUGCCCGAGGAGAUCUUGUCCGAGAUCUUUACCUAUCUUCGAGGCCGUGUGUGCAGGGAGCAAUCUGUGGACUUUGUCUGUAAGAACUACUCCAACAAGGAGAUCAAGAACAUCAGGCUAGCAUGCCGAGUGUUCUGCCGCGCUAGCUCACAUCUUCUGUUCAACUCUAUCACGGUCAGGAUGGAAGAGACGUCACUAGAAGCUCUCGAGUACAUAUCACGCCACCCGGACUUCAAUGCGAGCAUACGGGGUAUCAGAGCCUCGUUAACAACGUACAGUAAUGUUCUGGGUGGAAACAUUGAUCUUUUCAUUCGGUACCACAUCAAACAGAUGCGUAAGGAAUGCAAGAGGUUGGAUGGGAUACGUGAGUGGAAAGCCGUGGAGCAGGAGAUGAAGAAGGCAAACUUCAUCAUAAAUUCGUGGGAAAACUUGGUCGGCAAACCCCGAAGUUACUUCUCAGCAGUUCCGAGAGAAGCACAUUACCAAAGGAUUCUGAGAGACGCGCAUGGAAAGUACGUGGACAAGCUGUACUAUCAGGAAGAUUCGCGGCUCGACCGCAGCUUCGUAUGUCGUGUCGCCGCCGCCAUUUCUCGGAUGCCCAAUGUCUCGCGGCUUGAGAUAUGUAGUGGCAACUGGAUGGACAACGUCGGGACUCUCUUUGAUACCCUCAGACAGGAUGAGAUCCUGGAAAGGUCUCUACUCCUUCCUCUCACCUGGGAAGAGGGCGCAAUGCAUGCCAACACAGUUGAACCUCUCGAGAUGCUUCACGAGCUACCGCGAGCCAUCUACGCUGCCAGUGGCCAGCCACGAUGUCUCGCCUUUAGGGUGCCCAUCACGUCUGACUGGCGCCACCUAGCCCAGACUGCAGAGCAGACACGCGGGCUCGCGGCAGCAUCUCAGGGCCUGGAGAUUCUUGAUUUCUCCCUGAAGGCCGUAGACCGCCGGGCCUGGAUGCCGCAGCCACGCAAUAUAGAAGAGAUUGAGGACCUUGUGGUCUUUUCCGAUGCGCUACUCGACACACGGAGCCUUCGCUGCCUGAGGCUGGACUUUCGGCAUCUCUGGCUCGCAUUUGGCAUUACCAAUGAGGUAGCCCCAAUAUUUAGUCUCGGCCCUUUGAUCUCGAACAGGAGCUGGCCCCGGCUGGAGGAGAUCACCCUUGGCCAUUUGUCUAUCGACCUGAAAGAGCUGAAAAGUUUUGCUCGCAACCUGCCAGACAGUGUCGCCUUGUGGAUGCGAUCCCCGCACCUGCUAUCGGGGAAGUGGGAAUGGGCCCUCGACCUGCUACGCGAGCACUUCGAAGGCUACCUCACGUUGGAGAAGCCCUCCGGGGCAGAGUGCGAUACCCUGCCGUGGCUCGAGAAGGACUCCAUAUUUGAGAGACGAGUACGCAAACCGCAGUCACUCACCGGGAACGUGCAGCAGAGCUUGGCAGAGAUGUACGUCUCGGGGGCGAUCAACGAUAACCCCCUGAGACCCCCCGGGCAGGAAAACGCUGAUGGGUAA
Neoarthrinium moseri is the source of this 1791-nucleotide messenger RNA. RefSeq lists its product as uncharacterized. Lineage: Eukaryota; Fungi; Ascomycota; Sordariomycetes; Amphisphaeriales; Apiosporaceae. The transcript has a single exon. The coding region runs from base 1 to 1791 and encodes 596 amino acids. The record is from RefSeq and is a predicted model, not a curated record.